Linum tenue is the source of this 4949-nucleotide messenger RNA. NCBI's taxonomy places the organism in Eukaryota, Viridiplantae, Streptophyta, Magnoliopsida, Malpighiales, Linaceae. The record is from the annotation of a GenBank genome assembly.
CAUGACAGUAGGAAUUGACUCCAGGGUUUUCGUCACCAGUCAGCGCCGAAAAUUGGACUGAUGACCUUAGCACACAGUCCAAGCCAGUCAGUCCGUCAGUCCCCGGCGAAUUAAAACGCUUCAGCUUCCACCUAUCGCUUUCCCUGCCGCGGGAGAGAGAAGUCGGGGGUAGGGAUGCUGCUGCCGCCGCCGCCACAGCUCCCUACCCCAAGGCCAUUCCCGCCUCCACGCCACCGCUUCGUAAUCAGAGAAUCUCAUCAUCCCGGGAAUCCAACAGUCACCCCCAAUUCCCAACUCACCGGAAAUCGAAUUCCAAUAUUCCAUCGUUAAUACCCUUUUCCCUCUUUCUUCCUAGCAUAAAGCCUCUGGUCCUCCUUCUCCUGCUUAGGCUUGUACCCACCAACACUAAUAUCAUAUGGAAGCUGUUCCCAUGGACAUUGAUGCUCCUCCUGAUCAUGAUGACCCUUCUCUUCCCUUCGCCAGAAGUUAUCAACUGGAGGCACUCCAAGUGGCGAUCAGGCAGAACACCAUAUCCUUCUUGGAAACUGGGUCUGGCAAAACCCUCGUGGCAAUCAUGCUUCUUCGUCACUAUGCACCCUUUCUGCGAAAGCCUUCUCCUUUCAUCGCCGUGUUCUUGGUUCCUCAAGUCGUUCUGGUCCGGCAGCAAGCUGAGGCUGUUAAAGCCCACGGUGACUUGAAAGUGGGCACUUAUUGGGGUGAGAUGGGAGUGGACUUCUGGGAUGCAGCUAUUUGGAAGCAAGAAAUUGACAAACAUGAGGUACUAGUGAUGACCCCGCAAAUUCUGCUGAAUUGCUUGAGACAUAGCUUUUUCAAACUCGAGUUUAUCAAGGUUUUGAUAUUUGAUGAAUGCCAUCACACUGGUGGUAAGCAUCCUUACGCCUGCAUCAUGACGGAAUUCUAUCACAAGUUGGCCUGCAAAGCUUGUGACCUUCCAAGGAUAUUUGGGAUGACAGCUUCUCUUAUCAAAUCAAAAUGUGGAACAUCCGAAUCAGAGUACUGGGAAAAGAUUAAAAAACUAGAAACAAUAAUGCAUUCAAAGGUUUACACUUGUGUUAGUGAGUCUGCUAUUUCAAAAUACGUACCAAUUUCAACUCCCAAAUUAAGAUUUUAUGAAGCUUUAGAUGUACCGGGUGAUCUAGUUGCUCGCUUACGGUUUGGUCUAAACAACUUGAAAACAAAGCAUGAGAAUUUAUUGACUAAGAUGGAUCUUACUACAACUUCCUUGGAAUCCACGAGGAAAAAACUGACUAGAACUUGUGAGGCAUUGCUAUAUUGUUUAGACGACCUCGGCCUCAUGUUGGCCUCCAAGGCUGCCAAACUCCUGUCUAGUUGUGAUAGUGAUGGUAUGCUAUCGGAUAAACUGGAUGUCUUUGGUGAGCGAGUUGUUAAAAAGUUCAGUGCAGAUGCGUCAAUGGUAUUUAAAAGCUGCAUUUCGACCGAAUGGACCCUUGGUGGAGAUGCAAGAGCUCAUGUCAAGUCUGGAUUUCUAACUUCCAAAGUGGCUUAUCUCAUUCAGUGUCUACUGGACUACAGGAAUUUCAAGGAUAUCAGAUGCAUUGUUUUUGUAGAAAGGGUCAUUACAGCUAUCGUUCUUCAAUCACUAUUGAGUGAAAUUCUUCCUGAACAUGUUAGUUGGAAGACUAUGUACAUAGCAGGUAACAACUCAGGGUUACAAACUCAGACAAGAAAAACACAAAAUGAAAUCGUCGAAGAAUUUCGCAAAGGCAUGGUAAAUAUAAUUGUUGCUACCUCAAUUCUUGAGGAAGGUUUGGAUGUCCAAAGCUGCAACUUAGUGAUUAGAUUUGAUCCCUCUGCUACUGUGAGUAGCUUUAUCCAGUCACGUGGUCGUGCUAGAAUGGAGAACUCGGAUUACGUGCUAAUGCUCAGAAGUGGCGACAUUUCUGGACAAUGCCGCCUAGAGAAGUAUCUUUCUAGUGGAGAGAUAAUGCGAAGUGAGUCACUUCGACAUGCUUCAAAUCCUUGUCCUCCUCUUGGAAGUGAAUUCUACGACGAAGAGAUUUAUCGGGUUGAAAGCACUGGUGCGGUUGUGACUUCCACAUCUAGCAUUUGCUUGAUACACUUCUAUUGCUCUCGACUUCCUUCCGAUGGGUACUUCAAACCAGCUCCCCACUUUGUUAUAGACAAGGAAACAAGCCGUUGCACACUUUACCUUCCAAAAAGUUGCCCACUGCCACUUGUUUCUGUUGAAGGAGACAUUAAGUCACUGAAGCAGAAAGCAUGUUUGCAAGCGUGUAUGAUGCUCCAUAAGAUUGGUUCAUUAACCGAUUAUCUUGUUCCAGAUACCGUUGCAGAAAAAUUGGAUGAUCGAGGACUUGGCGAAGAAUGCUAUGAUGAUGAAUUUCCUGUUUACUUUCCACCGGAGGCUGUGCGUAGCCAUGAGAGCUGCAGUCAGCCUGGAAGCAAAAAAUAUUACUGCUAUUUGAUUAAACUUUGUCCCCAAUAUGAAAGUCGGACUGCUGUGCAGGAUAUUGUCCUUGUCAUGUGCAGUGAACUUGAGACGGAGAUUGUAAAUUCAAAUUUCAAUUUAGAAGAUGUUAGAGGUUCACUGAAAGCUACCUUGAGCUACAUGGGAUUUCUGGAUCUUACACCAAUGCUGGUUAAUCUGUGCAGGAUGUUCCAGAUCACUGUUUGUAAUGUUCUUAUACAUCAUAGCUUGGAUAAGCUGAAAGGAAAAAUCCAAGCAUUGAAGCAUUGUGAUCAUCUGGAUUAUUUUGUGCUACCAGCUACUGCUUCAGCACAAAAAGCCAGCAUCGAUUGGACAUGUGUUAGAUCUGUACUGUUUUCAUAUAAACAGGCAUGGGAGGAUCAUAAGAAGUACCCAUUGCAGUGCAAUGGUGCUGGUGUGAUUGUAACGACAAAGGACGGACCAGCAUGCAAAUGCAUGCUUCAGAAUUCAUUGGUUUACACCCCUCAUAACAGAAAACUGUAUUCUACACUUGGUAUAUCGGAUAAAUUGUCUGGAAAUUCCUUCUUGAGCAUGCAUGAUGGAGCAAGUGUCACUUACAAGGACUACUAUAAAUUCCGGCAUGGCAUUAAGUUAGACUCUAGCCACCAGCCAUUACUACAUGCAAGGCAGAUAUUUCCAGUCCAUAAUUGCCUUCUUAGAUGUAAACAACAACGAAAAGAAAAAGGUCCUGCUUCUUUGACCAUUUCCCACUGUUUACGGCAGUAUAAUGCGUUAAGAGGGAUACGUAGGUCUUAUCUAAUUUCAAUCCCUCAUAUUCCUGUACUAUCUGUUUGCAGAAUCAGGAAAUGCCUAUGUAGACCUGCCCCCUGAGCUAUGUUGCAUACUUAUGUCGCCAAUAUCUAUUAGUACCUUUUAUUCCUUCACAUUCAUUCCAUCAAUUAUGCAUCGUCUCGAGUCUUUGUUGAUUGCUUUUAACUUGAAGAAGAUGCAUUUGCAUAGCGGACAUAAUGUUGAUGUUCCGUUAGAGAAGGUUCUGGAAGCAAUUACUACGAAGCAAUGCCAGGAGAAAUUUCACUUGGAAUCAUUAGAGACUCUUGGAGAUUCUUUUCUCAAGUAUGCUGCCUGUCAGCAAUUGUUCAAGACCUACCACAGUCACCAUGAGGGCCUUCUGAGUAUCAAGAAGGACAAAAUUGUGUCUAAUGCCUCGCUUUUCAAGCUAGGAUAUGACAUCAAACUUCCGGGGUUUAUUCGCGAUGCACCUUUUGAUCCUAAAACGUGGAUGAUUCCUGGUUUCAAUAAGGACGAGUACUCUUUAGGCGAAGAGGUACUACCGAAUGCUAGAAAAGUUUUCGUGUCGGGAACGAGGAAGUUGAAAAGUAAGAGAGUGGCGGAUGUUGUGGAGGCCCUUAUUGGCGCUUACUUGAGUACAGGUGGUGAAACAGCAAGCUUACUGUUUAUGGACUGGAUUGGUAUAAAGGUAGAGUUCAACAAUAGUGUUACAAGUGAGAGGCAAUUACAGGUGGAUCCUGAGAAGCUUGUAAAUAUACGUCAUUUGGAGUCUCUAUUGAACUAUUCCUUCAAUGACCGAUCGCUUCUUGUGGAAGCAUUGACUCAUGGUUCCUACAUGCUUCCUGAGAUCCCAAGAUGUUACCAGAGGCUGGAAUUCCUUGGCGACUCGGUCUUGGACUAUCUCAUCACCGUGCAUUUAUACAAGAAGUAUCCUGAUAUUUCGCCAGGCUUAUUGACAGACAUGAGAUCAGCUUCCGUGAACAAUGAAUGUUAUGCUCAAUCAGCUAUUAAGAACGGGUUGCAUAAGCACAUACUCCAUGCAUCACAGAGACUCCACAAGGACAUAAGUCGCUGCAUUUCGAACUUAAAUGAAGUGCCUUCAGGGCCAAGUUUCGGUUGGGAAUCCGAGACUUCUUGUCCCAAGGUUCUUGGAGAUAUCAUAGAGUCUUUGGCUGGGGCUAUACUAGUUGAUUCAGGAUACAACAAGGAGGUAGUUUUCCGGAGUAUAACGCCAUUGUUGGAGCCAUUAGUCACUCCAGAAACACUCAGGCUAGAGCCUGUGAGGGAGCUGAACGAAUUCUGUCAAAGAGAGCAAUUUGUGCUGAAGACGCCUGUUGUCUCCCGCGAUGAUGGUUUAACGUCCAUCACGAUUCAGGUGGAAGCUGAUGGUGCCAUAUUCACGCACACAUCAGCUGCCGCCGAUAAGAAGAUGGCGAAAAGACUAGCUUCCAAGGAAGUACUGAAGGCUCUGAAGGGAAUUGGCGCUCGCCUUCAUGGUGAAUGACGAGGCUUCUGGGUUUGAGUUGCACUGCUUGAUGUUAACUACAAUUAAGCAAUUUACAUCUGAUUCUUGCCAUUGUAUCCACCAUUUUUGUCAACAACUCAUCAAUUGCUUUGAUUAAUUGAAACAUGGGCACUUAAUCCUCUAGGUUUGGCAAGUUGACUGGAACAACUUAAUUUAAUAAGUGAAGUCAACUUAAUUUGACAAGUG